AAAUAGGCAUCAAGUAGGAAUUAUAUGUGCUCUUCAUAUAAGUUUCCUCUCCUAAUAAAAUUGCUGAGAAAAGGGGGGAAGAGGAGUUACAGGACUUAAGACACUUUUUAUUGGCUUCUUUUCCUACGUUCUCAUCCUAGAGAAAUCAUUUUACUCCUGCGAAAAGACUGAUUUGCUGAGGAUAAUGGUAGUUGCUGCUAAUGAUGAAAGCGAAGACGAUAUCUGCAAAGAAUCAGAUCUUCUGACGAUUCCGAGCACGCCGAAGCUGAGGGAAUACCGCGUCAGAAUUCCGACUCUCCAGGAAAGGCUGAUCGGCGAAAGCGCCCGCGAAAGAAGGCUUUUGGAUUUCCUGAAAGCCAGCCCUUCCAUGGAUUGGUUCAAGAGGCUCAAAUUCCGGUCACCGCUGAGAAUUUUCCGUCGAACGGUCGACCGCAGAGAGGAAAUCUCGAUCUCGGUCCCUUCUCCGGUCGGCAUUCGUCGACACUUCCAUAUUCACUUCAUCAGGAAGAUCAACUGGGCUUCUCUCUUCAGCUUCUGCAAGGCUUGGUUGUCGCAUCCGAUGAACACUGCUCUCCUUGUUUGGUUCCUCUGCGUCGCCGCCUCCGGGACCAUGUUGGUUCUGCUCUACCUAGGAUUGCUGAACAAGGCCUUCCCGACGAAAUCGUCGCGAAACCACUGGAUUGAGAUCAACACCCAAAUACUGAAUGCCUUGUUCACCCUCAUGAGCAUAUACCAACACCCUACUCUCUUCCACCACUUGUUUCUAGCGUGUCGGUGGCGGUCGGAGGACGUCGUACAACUUAGGAAAGUGUACUGCAAAAACGGAGCUUAUCGCCCACGCGAGUGGGCUCAUAUGAUAGUUGUUAUUCUCCUCCUUCAUACAACUUGCCUGUGCCAGUAUGCAUUGUGUGGUCUGUACUGGGGAUUCAAUAGCUCGAACCGACCCGAAUUCGCCGAGGAUCUCUUUUUUGUUUUGGGCACCGCCGCCCCCGUCUUUGCGGGAGUGUAUGCGGUUUACGGUCCUCUAGGAAGAGAAUAUAGUUCUGACUCAGAUGAGGAAUCACAAGGAAAAGCUUCUGAUUCUGAUUCUGAUCAUUCUAGGCCGUCGAAGAAGUUCAAGUUGUUCGAAAGAAGGGUUGUGGUGAGCAAACCGGAGUGGGUCGGGGGGCUUUUCGAUUGCGGUGAUGAUGCAACCGUUGGCUACCUCUCGUUCUUUUGCACCUUCUGCGUAUUCGGGUGGAACAUGGAGAGGCUCGGCUUCGGUAACAUGUAUGUUCAUAUGUUCACUUUUCUCUUACUAUGUGUUGCUCCGUUUUGGAUUUUCAACAUCUCCGCUCUCAACAUCCACAACUACGUUAUCGGCGAUAUAGUGGGCGCCGCGGGGAUAGUUUUAUGUAUCUUUGGUUUGCUCUACGGCGGAUUUUGGAGGAUUCAAAUGAGGAAGAAGUUCAAGCUCCCCGGGAACAGCUUCUGCUGUGGAUCGGCUUCUCUUACCGAUUAUAUGCAGUGGAUGUUUUGUUGGGCUUGUUCUUUAGCUCAAGAGGUGCGUACCGGGAACUUUUAUGAUGUAGAGGACGAUAGUUUCUAUCGGAAACUAGUGGACGGUGAGGGAGAGGCGUUGAACAGUUCGGAUUCGAUAAAAGAGGAAGGUAAUAACGCAAUUGAAACAAUGAAUCCACCUGUUCAACCAUUGAUGCAGUUAGAAGAUGAAGCUGUUGUUGAUAAUGAAAUUGGGCCACCUCCUUCUUGUGCUAAUGAUGUAGCGGAUAAUUCGUCGAUUUCGAUUGAAAAUGUUUGAAAGUUGAAAUUGGAGGGAUUAUAUACAAUGUGAUUACCUUUUAGUAUAUAUUUGUUUGUUUUUUUUAAAAAAAAUAUGUACACAAAGGGUACUAAUUCCCUAAUUAAUCAAAGGCAAAAGAUGAUUUGUAAAUGAAUAUCGAGUAGUUCGAGAUUGAGAAAUUCAAUUCUCUUUGCA
Molecule: messenger RNA, 1975 nt
Organism: Ananas comosus (pineapple)
Lineage: Eukaryota; Viridiplantae; Streptophyta; Magnoliopsida; Poales; Bromeliaceae
Exons: 2
Coding region: 185-1798 (537 amino acids)
Biological process (GO): sesquiterpene biosynthetic process
Molecular function (GO): cyclase activity
Source: RefSeq, a predicted model, not a curated record